AUGAAGGAAACCCCAAAAAUAAGAACAGUAGAUCUGAAGGCCAAGUUGGAGUUAGAGGUAGUGUUGGAAGGAAGAGAAAGGAGGUGGGAUGUAAAGGUGUUGGUAGAUUCAGGGGCAAAUGAUACAUUCUUGGACAAAAGGUGGGCUGAUGAAAAUGAUGUUCCUCUAAUCAAGCUUGGUCAACCUGUCACUGUCCUUAAUGUCAAUGGAACUCCUAAUGUUGCUGGCAACAUCAUGCAUGUUGCCUCUCUCAUCAUGAACUAUCAAGGACAUCAAGAGUCUGUCUGGGCCCAGGUCACCAUGCUUGGGAUGCAUCCCCUCAUCCUUGGGUAUACCUGGCUAUGA
Messenger RNA from Pisolithus orientalis, 345 nucleotides. RefSeq lists its product as uncharacterized. NCBI's taxonomy places the organism in Eukaryota, Fungi, Basidiomycota, Agaricomycetes, Boletales, Pisolithaceae. Bases 1 to 345 code for a protein of 114 amino acids. The record is from RefSeq and is a predicted model, not a curated record. The transcript has a single exon.